CACAGUAGAAUUAAUGCAGUUUGGUACCACUCUAACUGCCAGGGCUCAAUGCUAUGGAAUAACAAGAGUCGUUGUUUUAGAAGGUCUUUAGCCAUCUUGUAGUGACAUCCCUUCAUAAAUCCCCUCAGAAAUAAACGUCUCUGGACCCUUCCACACAGCCAUAUAACCCAGAAUAUCAAGGCAGAAAACCCCACAAUAUCUGCUUUGAACUGGAUUAUCUGAGUCCACACUGCCAUAUAUUCCAGUUCAAAGCAGAUAAUGUGGGAUUUUAUUCAGCUGUGUGGAAGGUGCUUUUGUGUCUGUCCCACAGCAGGUGCAGCAGGUGAGACUAAGCCCGCCCACUCCCUCUCUUGAUUGGCUGCCUGGCUGAAUCCGUCUCAAGAUUGACAGAAAACAGUCAGUGCCAGGCAGGUGCACAGAUUACCUCAUGCGGCUUUUUUCCUCCCUCAAUUAUUCUGCUGAGGGCGGGGAAAAGCCCUCGUUUUGUGGCAUAGCUUGAACUUUUCAUGUGCCACAAAGAAACUGAGUGGAUCACCAAAGGGGAAAUAGCUUCCCUUUAUAUAGUUUGCAAACGGUUUAACUCCUCAUAUCAACUCAACAAUGGCUUUCACCCACAAGACAGACUGGAGCUUGUUCACUUUAUUGGAAAGACACCGGCUUUCCCUCGAGGAAGCAAUGGGGAAACCUGUUGGGCCCAGUGAUAGCGAUGAAAUAUCUAGCCCUGAGGUUCUUAGAACAAUAGAAAAUGUUAUUGAAGAUGCUAUCACGUGUCUGUCCAGAAAUGAAGCACCUGUUCUAAUCCUGAAAAACAGAUCCAAUUGGGAAAAUAUUCAGUUUCAAGAUUCUGUAGGUUUGCAGUUAGCCACCAAUUGCAGCACAAGGAAAAUAAGAUGCAACUGUCCCAAAUCAGCAACAAACUUUGCACUAUUUCUUAAAAUAUUUUCCAUUGUUUACAAGAUGGUGCAGACAAACAUUUAUGCAACGAAAAGAGAUAUAUUCUACACUGAUACAGUACUUUUUGGUAAUCAAAAAGUUGUUGAUGAUAUUAUCACUGAUAUUUCCUGUAUGCUCAAGAUACCUAGAAGAAAUCUACAUAUUCUGUCAACCAGCAAAGGACUUAUUGCUGGGAAUCUAAGUUAUAUUGAGGAAGAUGGUACAAAAGUAAAUUGUACCUGCAGUACAACGGCAGCUGUACCGUCUAAUGUUGAAGGAAUGAGAAAUUUGAUCACAGAUGCAAAAUUUAUUCUAAUUGUAGAAAAAGAUGCAACGUUUCAGAGAUUGCUAGAUGACAACUUCUGCAAUAAAAUGGACCCAUGCAUAAUUGUUACUGGGAAAGGUGUACCAGAUGUGAAUACAAGACUUCUACUCAAAAAGUUAUGGGAUACUUGCCAUGUACCUAUUUUUGCCCUCAUGGAUGCUGAUCCACAUGGUAUUGAAAUAAUGUGUAUCUACAAGUAUGGUUCUAUGUCUAUGUCCUUUGAAGCCCCAAACCUUACAGUUCCAGCUGUAAGAUGGCUUGGAAUUCUUCCAUCUGAUUUUGAAAGACUGAACAUACCCAAGACUGCAUUGAUUCCACUGUCUAAAAAAGAUCAAAGUAAACUGGCCAGUUUGCAGAUGAGACCAUUUAUUGCUUAUCAGUCAACCUGGAAGAAUGAACUAGAUAUUAUGGAAACAUGCCAAAUGAAGGCUGAAAUUCAAGCACUGAAUUCUUUUUCAUCCGAUUAUCUUUCCAGAGUGUAUUUGCCAAACAAAUUGCAGUUUGGUGGGUGGAUAUGAAUCUUCAGAUAAUCUUCCUAAGUUUCUUGAGACAGAUUUAGUUCUGAGUUAUUAAAAUAAUACACCUUAUAAAAUGAGCUUUGUUCAUGAAAAAGAGUUAUGGGGUGCUAUUUACAGUUUGGAAUAGAUAGAUAGAUAGAUAGAUAGAUAGAUAGAUA
Anolis carolinensis (green anole) is the source of this 1934-nucleotide messenger RNA. RefSeq names its product SPO11 initiator of meiotic double strand breaks (gene spo11). Gene Ontology annotation, cellular component: nuclear chromosome. Lineage: Eukaryota; Metazoa; Chordata; Lepidosauria; Squamata; Anolidae. The transcript is spliced from 13 exons. The coding region runs from base 601 to 1776 and encodes 391 amino acids. Gene Ontology annotation, molecular function: DNA binding; DNA topoisomerase type II (double strand cut, ATP-hydrolyzing) activity; ATP binding. Gene Ontology annotation, biological process: meiotic DNA double-strand break processing; meiotic DNA double-strand break formation; reciprocal meiotic recombination. The record is from RefSeq and is a predicted model, not a curated record.